AUGGUCAACGUCCAGCUACACUGCCCGUCCACCAAGAAGACCGUCGAAGACUUCUUCGUCACACCAUUCCAGACUCUCGAGCAAGUUCUACCAAGUGUACGACUUGCCCUCGACAUCAAGUAUGCCGCGAUAUAUACCACAGAGGCCAAGCGCAUCACGGAACCGAGUACUCUCCAAGAAAACCAGCGAGUGCUGGUAGCAGCUAGUGCGAAAGAGGUCAUGUUGCCUGAUGCACCGUCCGAAUGGGUUCUAUAUGACGGCGAGGAAGGCGACGAUGUUGACAUGAGCGUCGAGUGCUACGGCCUGGAGUGGGUAGAGCUAUGUGAUCACGACAAGUGCCUACAUAUCACCAGCUUGAACAAGCAGAAACCGAAGAGUCGCAACAAGAUGCGGAUCACGCGCGAAUACAAGCCUGUUGAGGCCGACAUCGAAGCCUUGAAUUCUACGACUUCAACUUCUGCACGUGUUGCCGAAGACGAGGGUCACAUCGAGAAGUGCUGGGGCAUCACCGUCGAGCACUUCUUGCCUACAUCCAUGAAGCCUGUCGCCGCCAAGUCUAGUUCGAAGUCGUGCGAUCCUUCCACACUGGCUGUCCUUAGUAUCCUCGCAGGCUUCACUCAGGGCCAAUCUCGUCUCGCCCUAGAGAUCCUCGAAGAAGCGGUCGCUCUUCGCACUGGAGAGGAUCAGGGAGAGGACAAGGAUCCCGCUUUGCAGAAAGGCGAUGUCUUGAACGCCAUCACCCUCAUCUAUGAGCGGGCUGAGGUCAUUGAGGCUAGGCUCAUCAAGGGUAAGGGUGCGAAAGGAAAGGGAAAGGGGAAGAGGAGGCCUUCGAAGGGCACUCCGAAGAAGCUUGGCGCUAUGUCGAGUUGA
Alternaria conjuncta is the source of this 870-nucleotide messenger RNA. RefSeq lists its product as uncharacterized. The transcript is spliced from 2 exons. The coding region runs from base 1 to 870 and encodes 289 amino acids. NCBI's taxonomy places the organism in Eukaryota, Fungi, Ascomycota, Dothideomycetes, Pleosporales, Pleosporaceae. The record is from RefSeq and is a predicted model, not a curated record.